CGGCGGCGGCGACCAGGGCGGCUCCCAGACGCGCUGCUCCCGGCCCGACCACCAGGGUCCCCGCGCGCCCCCAUGUCCUCCGCGCCGCUGCGCUCGCCCGCCCUGCGGCCCCACAGGAUGAAGAAGGACGAGUCGUUCCUGGGCAAGCUGGGCGGCACGCUGGCGAGGAAGAAGAAGGCCAAGGAGGUGAGUGACCUCCAGGAAGAAGGGAAGAAUGCCAUCAACUUGCCCAUGUGCCCCGCCCCAGUGGAGGUCCACCCCGAAGACUCCCUGCUCGAGGAGAACGAGGAACGCACGGUGAUCGACCCCACCUCCAGGGACGACCCCAGAUUCAAGGAGCUGGUCAAGGUGAGGGUCCUCAUCGACUGGAUCAACGACGUGCUGGUGGAGGAGAGGAUCAUCGUGAAGCAGCUGGAGGAGGACCUGUACGAUGGGCAGGUGCUGCAGAAGCUGCUGGAAAAGCUGGCAGACUGCAAGCUGAACGUGGCCGAGGUGACCCAGUCGGAAAUUGGACAGAAGCAGAAGCUGCAGACAGUGCUAGAGGCGGUGCAGGAGCUGCUGCGGCCCCACAGCCGGCCGCUCCAGUGGAGCGUGGACUCGAUCCACGGGAAGAAUCUAGUGGCUAUCCUCCACCUCCUCGUGGCCUUGGCCAUGCACUUCCGGGCCCCGAUUCACCUCCCGGAACACGUCUCCGUGCAAGUGGUGGUCGUGCGGAAACGGGAAGGCCUGCUGCACUCCAGCCACGUCACCGAGGAGCUGACGACGACCACCGAGAUGAUGAUGGGGCGCUUUGAGCGGGACGCCUUCGACACGCUCUUCGACCACGCCCCCGACAAGCUCAGUGUCGUGAAGAAGUCUCUCAUCACGUUUGUGAACAAGCACCUGAACAAGCUGAAUCUGGAGGUGACGGAGCUAGAGACCCAGUUUGCAGAUGGCGUGUACCUGGUGCUGCUCAUGGGGCUCCUGGAAGAUUACUUCGUACCCCUGCACAACUUCUACCUGACCCCUGACAGCUUUGACCAGAAGGUCCACAACGUGUCGUUUGCCUUUGAGCUGAUGCUGGACGGAGGCCUUAAGAAGCCCAAGGCUCGUCCUGAAGAUGUGGUAAACCUGGACCUCAAAUCCACCCUGCGGGUUCUUUACAACCUAUUCACCAAGUACAAGCACCUGGAGUGACAGCAAGGGGCAGCAGAGACCUCAGCGGGGAACGCGCUUCGGGAGGUGCCCUGGCCUCCCCUCCUAGCCCGCGGUUGCUCCCCACCCCACCCCACUUUUGUUUCUGGUAGAUGCUCUUCACCUCCUUCCCCUGUAAUUUCACAGCGGGCGGCAUCCUUAGAAAUUCAGGUUCCAAACACCAAUGCUUUGUGAGUUUGCAGCCUCGCCUCACCUGGGGUACCACAGGGGGCCAAGUCUCUUGUUGAUCAAAAGAUGGAAAAGAAAAAAAAAAUCCGGAACCCUGACCCUCAGCCCCUGGGAGGCAGCAGAGGGGCGCCUGGCAUUCCAGCUGACAGCUGCCAGCGAUCACAAGUCGUCAGAAACGCACGGCAGCGUUGCAGCAGGGGCGAUGGCUUGACUGUCCUGGGCGGGACUCUCCUGGGUGGGACUCUCCUGGGCAGCCAGGCCUUUUUACAAAAAAUGCAUUUUGCUGUUUGAAAAAAAUUCCCUCUGAGCUCCCGGAAGCCUCAGCUGCGACCGGAGUGUCCACUCGCAGCCUUAUUCCUUGGCCGCUCCGUGCAGUUUGCAUUUCGCUUUUGCUCAGACGUCUGGGACCCAGCGGACCCAGUGGCCACGGUCCGUGGGAGGAAGGGUUUCUGAGGCGUUUCUUCAUCUCUUGCUGCGGCUGAGUGGGCUGUGUCGGAGUUGGCUCUAAAAGGCAGCUGGAGACAGCUCCGCUGGGAAGUCUCCAAUCCCAGAGGCUCUGUUUGAGGAUGGAUGCCUUUCCAAAAACCUUUGGAAAGCAGGGUGUUUCAGUUUGCUGCGGCUGCCGUAACAGAGUGCCUGGGUUGGGGGGUGGGUUCUCAGUUCUAGAGGCUGGGGGUCGAGACAGUGGUGUCAGCAGAGCUGGUGCCUUUGGAUCCUCCUGGGCUUGUAGACGGACGCCGUCUUCCCUCGCUUCCUACGCUUCUCCCCGCUGUGUGUCUCAUCUCUUACAAGGACACCAGGCAGACCGGAUUGGGGUGGACCCUAAUGGCCUCAUGGUACCUUAAUUACCUCUGUGAAGACCCCUGUCCCCAAAUACCGUCACCUUCUGAGGUCUUGGGGGUUAGGACUUCAAUAUGCGGGUUCUGGGGUGGGGGGGUCACAGCUCAGCCUGGGAGAGGGGCGGUGCAGUGUUCACCUCUGUCCUCCGCCGCCUGUGGCAUCCUUGGGGCACCCUGUCGAAGGAAAUGCGAUCCCUCAUUUGCGUGCCCUUCACCCCUCGCCUGCCUCGUCUCGGGAGAGAAAGGGGCACCCCUCGGCUGGGUCUCAGGCAGGUCCUCCCCUGGGUUUGCUCAGCACCCCGGCAACAUGGGCCUUUCUCUUCUGUGAUAUUCGCCUUCCCGCUGCAGGUCAGAGCUGUUGAGCACGUUGUUAUCUUACAUUGUGUACCCGUGCUCAGGACUUAGAGAGCAGCUGCCUGUUCCGCCUGGGCUCAGGCGGCUGCCAGCCUGGGGCCGGGUUCAGAAUAGCCAAUUUGAUGGCGGAGGUUACCCAGCAGGGGAAAGAAAUAAUUAAAACGGCAUUACGGCGUCUCCUGCGGGAGGCGGUGACAUUAAAGAUCCACAUUGACAAAAUAGCUGAGGCUGGAACGUUCUGUGCCGCCUUCAUUACACGCGUGGAUCUACGGUGCCAGGGAGGCGGAGGCCCCUCCACCUGCCGUGGGAGCUCGGGGGCCUGGCGGGGCGAUGCCGAUUCCUGGGGGCCUGCGGGGGUGGGGGUGAAGGAGGGGAGGCCGGGGUUUGGAAAGAAGCCUGGGGUCUUCAGCCCAGGUGGGCAGCCCCCCCCACCCCAGGCCUGUUUCCACACCCUGAAGGUCCGGGUGAGGGGCAUUGGUUCUUCCGGGGAGGGAGGUGGUGAUGGGGUUCAACUCCCAGGGCAGUGAGCCCACUUCAGCCCUCUUGUGUUUUAGGCAGGAGAGUAACAGGAAUGAUAAAUAUGUGGGAAACCUAUAGACAGGCACUUUUAUCUCGUAAUGCUGACUCUUUAAAGCCCUGUGCAGCAAAGCAUGUCGUCUGGUCUCCAAAUUGACUUUUUCUCAAACCGGUGGGGAAGGCGUGGGCGUGCCUUCCACCCACCUGUGCAGGCCCCCUGGGGCCGUCCGCGUCAUUCUCCCCGUCCGCUGUCUGAACUGGACCCGAAUUGAAAGCGUGUGUGGGGUGAGGGCUGGGAAGCAGUUUUGAGGCUGAAGCCAGGGUGACCUCUGCAGUGGCUAGAUUCCUCCUCUUGGGAUCCACCCGUUAUCCCUGGUGGCUUGGGGACAACAGCUGUCAGGAUGUGAGUGUCAGGGCCCGGGACAUCCCUGCUGCGAGGCCCACAUGCUGCAGCAUCUUCUGGGGAAACUGGGGCAACAGAAACUACUUUCUUUUGACACUUGCUGGGAGCUCCUUGGAAGGCAAAAGCUUCCCUCUUAGUCCUUAAAUGAGGAAAGUUCUAGAAACCUUCCUGCUGCACUGAUUCCCAUUUGUAGUGAAUGGCCUCCCCCGCUUUGCCCCGAAGAGGGACCUUCAUCCACAGGAGCUAAGUGAAAACAAAGUCAUCGGUACCCAUGCCAUGAUGGCUAAAGGUCCUGAAAUGCCUCCUCUUAUUGUUCUCCGGAUGGCCUGUCUUUUGAAUGCCCUCCCCUUCACUGGUUUUGGGGCGCCUGCUUGCAGCUCUGGUUCCCCUUCGAACACGAUAUCAAGAAGCGCUGAGCCCAGAGCCCCACGUGCCCUGAGGUCCUAACUGGAUGUGACACAAGAGCUGUGUUGUUUUAAAGCAGCCAAAUCCUGUUGCCCAGUUUGUGUGCCAGUAUCCUUGUGUCCUUGAUUUGUUUUAAGCGGUGUUUACUUUGGAUUUCUGGGUAUUAAAUAAAAGCCACUGAAACCCUG
Molecule: messenger RNA, 4067 nt
Organism: Dama dama (fallow deer)
Lineage: Eukaryota; Metazoa; Chordata; Mammalia; Artiodactyla; Cervidae
Gene: PARVB
Product: parvin beta
Exons: 13
Coding region: 73-1176 (367 amino acids)
Biological process (GO): establishment or maintenance of cell polarity; lamellipodium assembly; substrate adhesion-dependent cell spreading
Cellular component (GO): cytoplasm; focal adhesion; actin cytoskeleton
Molecular function (GO): actin binding
Source: RefSeq, a predicted model, not a curated record